Messenger RNA from Manihot esculenta (cassava), 2635 nucleotides. RefSeq lists its product as uncharacterized. The record is from RefSeq and is a predicted model, not a curated record. The coding region runs from base 1194 to 2480 and encodes 428 amino acids. The transcript has 4 exons. NCBI's taxonomy places the organism in Eukaryota, Viridiplantae, Streptophyta, Magnoliopsida, Malpighiales, Euphorbiaceae.
ACAAGUAAUGCAGCAAACAAAAACAGUACCAAAGGAAAGAAAGUUCACAUUUUUAUUUUCUACUCUUUGGCAUUCUUCUUUUUGGAUAAUAUAAAUAUAUAUAUAUCUAUAUGCUUUGUAGUUGAGAGAGAGAGAGGGAGAGAGAGAGAGAGAGAGAGAGACAUGGGAGUCUAUGUAUAUGUUUCCUCGUGAUCAGUUCACAGUCUACGUGAAAUCCCAGACGGAUGCCUUCUUGUUUUGUUCUAUUAAUCCCACUUAUUAUUAGUAUGAAAUAAGUCACAUUUCUUGUUGGGUUUUUACUUGUUACAGAGAGAAACAAAGAAACUGAGGUUUUAAGAAGGCAAAGAUGAGAGCUUUUUCUCUCAAAUUCUGGUGAUUUUGAAUGUGGAGGUUUCUGGGUUUAUCCUCAAAUGAUGUUUUUGUUUUCCUCCUAAUUCUGUCUCCAUCAGAAGAUUCCCAGCUGAAUUUAGCUUUUUCAAGCGAUAUGUUCAGGAUUUGAUUGGUCCCCUUGAAUGAUAAGAGAGAGAUGAAAUAAAAGGAUGUCACAGAAAAUAGAGAGAAGAUGGAGAAGGAAAUAUCUUUGUAAAGGUUUCCUUUUGAUAAUUCCUUGAACGUUUUCUUCCCUCUUGUUGGAAACAAGUAAAACGUUGGAGGUAGCAUGUGAUAUUUAUUCAAUCUUUAGGAUCCUAAGCUUUAAUAUGAAAAAUAAAACUUUAGCGGGCCAAAAUAGUGUUAAAUGAUUGGUAAUUUUCUAUUCCAUUUCAUUGACACUGCAACAUAAGUUACUUAUAUUUUGAUUGAAUUAUACAUAUACUUGCGAAAAAUAAGAAAAAAAAAAUAUUGGACUACAAAGAAUGAGAAAUUAGCACAUUCAGAUACCUUUCAGUUGAUUCUUUUCGGGGAGGAUGUUUGCAGCAUUUGGAACUGAGAUGAAUGUUAUGUUGGGCAAACUUGUAUGAACAUCUUUAUGGGCGUCUGAUUUGAAUUUUAGCAUUCAGAUCAGACAAGCUCCUAUGAUUUUAUCAGUGAUGAAAGGAAGCCAAUUGAUGUUAACAGUUUCAUGCUUUGGGCUGAUACAUUGCUUCGGCAUGGAAACUAACAGUUGAUUCUCAAGUUGCAAAAGAAUUUAGGAAGGUUCUUAAGCUGGCCAAGCAUAUAGCACUUGAUCCAAUGGGGAAAGAUUUGUGACCAGAAUGGAUCCUCAGGCUUUUAUCAGGUUGUCAAUAGGCUCCCUUGGGCUGAGGAUUCCUGAAACCGAACUAAAUUCCUCAAAAUCAGGAAUCCAUGCAUUUUCUUCUCCAUGUUCAUGUGAGAUACGGCUUCGAGGUUUCCCAGUGCAAACAACAUCCGUCCCUUUAGUAUCUUCAGCUGAAGCAAUACCGGAUAUUCACAGCAUUGCCUCAAGCUUUUAUCUCGAGGAAUCUGACCUGAAAGCAUUAUUGGAACCUGGUUGUUUCUAUACUCAUCAAGCAUGUCUUGAGAUUGUUGUUUUCACAGGGAGGAAGGGAUCCCAUUGUGGUGUUGGCGUCAAAAGACAGCAAAUAGGAACAUUUAAGCUGGAGGUGGGUCCUGAAUGGGGUGAAAAGAAGUCGGCAAUUCUUUUCAGUGGCUGGAUAAGCAUUGGAAAAAACAAGCAAGAGAGCAGAAAACCAGGAGCUGAGCUUCAUUUGAGAGUAAAACUGGAUCCAGAUCCAAGAUACGUUUUCCAGUUUGAAGAUGUAACUACUUCGAGUCCUCAGAUAGUUCAACUUCAAGGUUCCAUCAAGCAGCCCAUAUUCAGUUGCAAGUUCAGUCGAGACAGGGUGCCUCAGGUGGAUCCAUUGAGCACCUAUUGGUCAACAUCUGUUGAUGGCAUUGACCUGGAAACAGAACGAAGAGAACGGAAGGGAUGGAAGGUGAAGAUACAUGAUCUCUCUGGCUCAGCUGUUGCGGCAGCCUUCAUAACAACUCCGUUUGUGCCAUCAACAGGUUGUGAUUGGGUUGCUAAGUCCAACCCAGGAGCUUGGUUGAUUGUUCGCCCUGAUGUUUGCAGACCUGAGAGCUGGCAGCCAUGGGGAAAGCUUGAGGCAUGGCGUGAGCGUGGUGUCAGAGAUUCCAUUUGCUGCAGAUUUCACCUUAUGUCUGAAAGCCAGGAGGGGGGUGAGGUUCUCAUGUCGGAGAUCCUCAUCAGCGCCGAAAGGGGAGGGGAGUUUUUCAUAGACACUGACAGGCAGUUGCGCGCAGCAGCAACUCCAAUACCAAGUCCACAAAGCAGUGGAGACUUUUCAGGGUUGGGAUCAACAGGUGGAUUUGUGAUGAGCUGUAGAGUGCAAGGAGAAGGGAAGCAUAGCAAACCAUUGGUUCAAUUGGCAAUGAGACAUGUGACGUGUGUGGAGGAUGCUGCAAUCUUUAUGGCACUUGCAGCAGCAGUUGAUCUUAGCAUUGUGGCAUGCAGGCCUUUUCGUAGGAGGCUUAGAAGAGGGUCUCGCCAUUCUUUAUGAAAAAGGAAGACAACUGAGUUUGUUAAUUUUCGUGAAAGAGGAUGGCCUUAUUUUACCUUCUGACCGCUGUAACAUUAGGCAUUGUGUACAUGAUCUCCCGUGAGCGGGUCAUAAGGUAUCAAUACAAUACAGCCCACAUAACACCUUCUUAUCAA